GGCGGCGGCGGCGCCCGCUUGCGCAGCGCCUGAGGCGGCUCGCCUCCUGUCUCCAUCUCCUGUGCUGCUGCUUCUGCGGCUGCUGUCGCCUCGCUGAGGGAUCCCGGGGCUCCGCCGGGCUGCCAAUCCGGCUGCUGGACUCAGCGCCCGGCGGAUUUCCCGCGUCCCCCGGGAAGGACUCUGUGGGCGCCUCUCCUCACGCGGGCGCUGCCCUCGCCGGCGAGGCCGGACGGCGCGGAGGGCAGCGGCCAGAGAAGAAGCCCGGAGGGUCGCCCGCGCAGUCGCCGCCGCGUGCGCGGGCGCCGAGAGGGGUCGCCGUCGCCCCUCGGCCAAGGUUGAAGUUCAUGAGUUCGCCCAGCCUCAGCGAUCUGGGCAAGAGAGAGGCAGCUGCCUUGGACGAGCGGGGGACUCAGCACCAGCGGGCCUGCUCCAAUGCCACCUGGAACAGUAUCCAGAAUGGAGUCAUAGCUGUGUUUCAGAGAAAGGGGCUUGCAGACCACGAGCUUUACAAUCUCAACGAAGGAGUCAGGCAGCUUCUGAAAACGGAGUUGGGAUCUUUUUUCACUGAAUAUUUACAGAACCAGCUCCUUACAAAAGGCAUGGUGAUCCUGAGGGAUAAGAUCCGGUUUUAUGAAGGACAGAAACUUUUGGAUACCUUGGCUGAAACCUGGGAUUUCUUUUUCAGUGACGUCCUGCCCAUGUUGCAGGCCAUCUUCUACCCUGUGCAGGGGAAGGAACCCCCUGUCCGUCAGCUGGCCCUGUUGCACUUCAGAAAUAUUAUAACUCUCAAUAUAAAACUGGAAGAUGCUUUGUCCCGUUCCCGCGCCAGGAUUCCGCCUUCAAUCGUCCAAAUGUUACUCAUCCUACAGGGUGUUCAUGAAUCGAAAGGAGUAACUGAAGAUUAUUUGAAGUUGGAAACUCUCUUACAGAAGGUUGUUUCCCCUUACUUGGGGACGUACGGUUUGUACUCCAGGGAUGGCGCUCUCGCUCACUCCUCCUGCAUUUUAGAAAAACGCUUCUUUCGGCGCUCUAAAUCGGGGGAUAUUCUUGCUAAGAAUCCGGUGGUGAGAUCCAAAAGUUACAACAAUCCUUUGUUGACUCCCGUAGCCGAGUAUGAGACAGAAGGUGCGUCUGCCAACAACUCCAGCAUCCGACGACACUCGGUUUCUGAAAUGACCUCCUGCGCCGAGAUGCCGGGCUACUCCAAUCUCACCACCAUCACAGACAAUGGGUCCAAGGGCUCCAUGCUUACCAUGAAGAUCCCACCAUCAGGAGAACAGGAGAGGAUUUCGGCUGCUUCAGUGCAAUGUGUGUCUGAUCAACCCAAAGGACUCUUCUAUCCCAUAGACCACCCGGCCAGGGCAUUUGAGUUAGGCCAGGAUUCGGACCUGCUCGCCAUUGCUCCCACAGCCAGCCCUGAGAACAUAGUGGACCAGAUUUUAGAAUCGAUUGAUUCCGAUUCAGAUGGAAUUUUCAUUGAUUUUGGCCAACACUGCUCUGGCUCCCCGGGGUACAAUAUGGAUGUGAACAGACAAAGCGUGGUCUGAAGGAGUUGUGCUUUACAAGCCCACCGGCCUCUUUUGCCUACUCUUCCAAGUCAGAGAAAGAGGAUGACCUCCCCCCCCCCCCAGAGAAAUGUGGAUAAUCCUGGCUUGGGGAAAUGGUGGCGCCACUUUGUGGUCAGGUUGCAUCUGUUUAGGCUAAGUUCAUAAAGUCACAAUGAGGUCCAUCCGUGACCAGGCUGAGCUAUGGGUAGCGAUGGAGCUUAGGUUUUAUAUCCAGGCUGAACUGAGCCACAAAGGAUAACCAGUCUGAGAUACUGUCUGACAUCCAAUCUCCCUAAAUGUCCUUCAUAAGUGCCCCCUCGGGAUGUGAUUUGCCUCCCAUGAUUGCCUUCUUUCCCAGUGUUUUUCCAGUUUGGAUUUCCUCAGCAUUCUCCUUUCCUGCAGGAGUCAGCCAACCAGAACCAAGUAGAGGAAGACUAUCAAGUAGACUACUGGCGGAUUUAUUUGGAAUGGAAAAGGACCAAAUGAAUAGGGAGUUGGACCAGGUUUUUAGAGUCAAUUCCAAUUACGCAAGAAGGAACAGAGUGCCCAGGGAGAUCCACAUUAGAUUUCUUAAAAGAAAUCGGCGAGAUGAAAUUUUGAGAAUAGUAAGGGAUCAACCUAUGAAGUAUAAAGAUAAAGAGCUUGUGGUUCUUAAACAGAUUCCUAGAAAAAUAAGGGAAGACUGAAGAGAUUAUCAAUUUUUAACAAGGAAACUGAGGGUAAAUUUUAGAUGGUUGAUUCCAGAAGGGCUACUGAUUUUUUGGGGACUCGAAAAGAUAUAGAUUGGACACCCCAUUCCAAGCAGAGGAAUUUUUUAAUAAUCACAGCACCUUUUUGGAGAAAGGCGAUACGGAGUUUAAGAGACCAGAAGGAACGUUUACUCCAGAGACUUCUAAGCAAACAGAAGGAGUUACUAAAAAAGACGCAAUUAGAGGAAGACGUCAGACCUAAAGAUCAGAGACAGACAAGCUCACCUAGAAGAUUGAGAUCCCGAAAUAAUUAAAAGUAUGGAGGAAAUUGGAAUAUACUCUUUAAGUAUAAAUGGUCUCACCUCCCCAUCAAAAAGGAGUAAAAUAUUUCAUAGGCUACAGAAACUUAAAAUGGACAUAAUCUGUCUACAAGAGUCUCGUAUUAAGAGACAACACUCUAGAAUUUUAGAACAGCCAAAACUGGGUAAACUUUAUUUUUCUUCGGCAUUACAAAAGAAAAGAGGGAUAGUGAUAUAUAUAUCAAAGAAAAGUUGAAUCCAGUUAUUCUUCUAAUGGAUGCUCCUGGUGUAGAAAAGAACAUAGAUGACUUCUCAAAAUCCCAGUGUGAUAGUUUAGGACAGAAAUAGACAGCUUGUGGCAUUCAAGUGCAGCACAGGCACCGGUGAAUGAUGAAUUGGGAUUAGCUCGGGUGUGUACAUGCCCAUAUGUAUGCACAUGCAUGUAUCUAGUCUCUCAUGUGCAAGCAAUGGUGGCACCAUCACGUUUGUUUGCCCAUGCUGUCCUAGCCAUGGCCAGUUUUCAGAAUGGCCCUCUUGUUGUGCAGCCCUUGCAGUGUUAAGCGUCUCUCAAAGGAGAAGACCAUUGUGUUGUUGGGACUUGUAGAAGAGUCAGAAUAGUCAUGAAGUCCCCUCUGUCAGGUCUCAGUGGCCGGAAGAUUCUAGUUUACUCUUAUCGAAAUGGUUGAGCAGGAAUGCAAAGAACGCCAAUCAUAUGUGAGGACCGGAUGGACUAAAAAGGAGAGGAAAUCCAAUUCUUUGAAUUGGAUUACAAGAGAGCACGAGGACUUCACAGCUGCCUGGGUUAAUGGCUUCCCUUUCCAGGAAUUAAGUAAGGACGGGUUUGGGGGGGUGUUUUUAUUCUUAUCUCAUGGUGUCAUAGCCAGAGGUUGAAUGCACAAAAAGAGCUGAAUCCUGACAAGUUGGAGCUGACUUAUUUCAGAAAGAGCAGGAUUAGAGAGCGCAGGAUACUGCCACUAAUAAGGUAGAUACGUGCUUUUGGGGCCCAACCACUACAAAGGAGGAGAGAAUCUCAGCUUGGGCCCUUGGAAAAGCAAAUCUGGGAUAUUACUAAGCAUCAGACAGCUGACCAUAAGAACUGACCUCAUGACAAGCUGCCAUAAUGGAUACAAAAAAAAUUAGUUACCUCUAUGACAUAGUGAAAGUAGUAAGAGAAAUUAAGCAUGAUGAACUUGAGUCCUGCUGAUGGAAAGGUUAUUUACAGAUCUCCAUUAUACUUAAAGUGUACAAUUUUAAGCUUAAAGUGGUAUUUGAUGACUUGAAAAUAGUACAUAUGUGGUGCUUAAUCAGCAGUCAUUCCUAUUUGCAAAUCGGUGUUACAGCCGACAUACAUGCAUGUGUGAAAACAUUCCUAGCAUUCAUGUUGGGGAAAAGUGUCAUUUUCUGCCUCAUUACUGCCUUGAUAAGAUUUCUUGAAUAGGAAACUGUUUUAAUGGCAAUUAAUAUUAGAAAAACUACCUUUCUCAUCAAGCUAACAACCAUGUUCAUGACUUCCAAACAAUUCCUUAAAAUGAAAUCCUGCUCUUCAAAAGUUAAAAUGUGUCUAUAGACUGCAAAAGGAAGAAAAGGGGUUUAAUUUUAAAAAAGUUGUUCCAAAUAUAAUAGAAUUUGAUUUAUAGCAGCUACUAUUUUUAAUGAUUCUCAGUACAUCCACACAUCUUUCAUCAAUCAAGUGAAAUUUGUAAAACUAAUUUAAAUAAAUAAUGUGCUUGCUACUGAAUGGUUGAGA
This is a messenger RNA of Crotalus tigris (Tiger rattlesnake), 4282 nucleotides long. It is a transcript of the gene PRR5, whose product is annotated as proline rich 5. Gene Ontology annotation, cellular component: TORC2 complex. Lineage: Eukaryota; Metazoa; Chordata; Lepidosauria; Squamata; Viperidae. The record is from RefSeq and is a predicted model, not a curated record. The coding region runs from base 345 to 1547 and encodes 400 amino acids. Gene Ontology annotation, biological process: TORC2 signaling. The transcript is spliced from 9 exons.